GAUGAUCCUAGCUGCAGAUUAUUCCCAGUUGGAGCUGCGGGUGCUAGCUCACCUCUCUAAGGACCGGCGCCUCCUACAGGUGCUGAACGGAGGGGUGGAUGUUUUCCGCUGCAUCGCGGCAGAGUGGAAGAACAUAACCCCAGAUGCUGUGAAGGACGGCCUCAGACAGCAGGCCAAGCAGAUUUGCUAUGGCAUCAUCUACGGGAUGGGAGCCAAGUCUCUGGGGGAGCAGAUGGGCGUGGAUGAGAACGAUGCUGCCUGUUACAUAGAGAGCUUCAAGGCCAGAUACACAGGGAUCCAGUCCUUCCUGAGAGACACGGUGAAGAGCUGUGUAAAAAAGGGCUACGUUCAGACACUGCUGGGACGCAGGAGAUACCUGCCUGGGAUCACAAACGGCAACACCUACGCCAGGGCACAUAGUGUGUGUGGUUCUGCCUCUCAGGCAGAGCGCCAGGCGGUGAACACCACUGUUCAGGGUUCAGCUGCUGACAUUGUUAAACUGGCCACUGUCAACAUCCAGCAGAGACUACAGGAAACCUUCCCUACUGCCCCCCUGUCACAUCAACACCCACACUCAGACAGGGGCCGUAGCAGGACAUGGCCUCGGGUCAGAGGGGCUUACUUCAUCCUGCAGCUGCAUGACGAGCUGAUCUACGAGACCACAGAAGAAGACCUCAUUCGGGUGGCUCAAAUAGUGAAGAGAGAGAUGGAGUCAGCAGUCAAGCUUUAUGUGAAGCUCAGAGCCAAAGUCAGGGUGGGACCCAGCUGGGGUGACCUCCAGGACAUGGAAAUAUGAAGGUGGGUUGAAAGUGGCCUUAGACAUACUGAAGUAGGACUUGACAGCUUUACACAAGUGUUGCUUUCUGUGUUUUUCUACGUAUAUUUCUGUGUGAUAGUCAUUUAUUCUCAACAAUAUACUGAAUGGACUGAAAUGUUUAACAUAUUUUAAAGUGUCAAGAUAAGUUUUAAUCUCUGCUGUUUACGAAUGAACUGAAUGUAGUAAUGCAUAUGUAUAUUUUUAAUCCUCUAAAUUGUGAUCCUGUGUAAAAGUUAUUUGUC
Molecule: messenger RNA, 1059 nt
Organism: Osmerus eperlanus (European smelt)
Lineage: Eukaryota; Metazoa; Chordata; Actinopteri; Osmeriformes; Osmeridae
Product: DNA polymerase theta-like
Exons: 7
Coding region: 2-796 (264 amino acids)
Biological process (GO): DNA-templated DNA replication; double-strand break repair via alternative nonhomologous end joining
Molecular function (GO): DNA binding; DNA-directed DNA polymerase activity
Source: RefSeq, a predicted model, not a curated record